AUGGCUUGGUUGGCGAUUGUAUGCCUGCUAGCAGCUACGACGGCGCUGUGCGUGCGCAUGGCAGCGCUGGCGCCGGGGGUCUACGGCCCCGCGGUAUGCGGCGGGCGCAGCGGCGGCGGGCGCGGCCCGCCGCGUCACGUGAUGAUCUUCUUGGGGUCGGGCGGGCACACGGGGGAGAUGCUGCGGCUGCUAGAGGUAUACGGCGCGGCGCUGGUGGCGGGGGCGACGGUGCGGGUGGGGUACACGGACGAGGCGAGCGCGGAGCGCGGGCGGCAGAGCGCGGCACUGCGGGCGGCACGCGGCGUGGAGUACGUGCCGCUGCUGAAGGCGCGGGAGGUGGGCGCCGGCGCGGGCGCGGCCGUGCGCAGCACGGUGCGCGCGGCGGCGCAGGCGUUUAGCGCGGUGCGGCGCGCACGGCGCGCACUGCACACGGGACCGCACGUGGUGGUGCUGAACGGCCCGGGCACGAGCGUGGUGGUGCUGUUCUGGCUGCGCGUGCUGGACCUGCUGUCGCUGCGGCGUACGCGGGUGGUGUACGUGGAAUCGCUGGCGCGCACGGAGUCGCUGAGUCUGUCCGGGCGGCUGGCGUACCCGUUUGCGGACGAAUUUGUAGUUCAGUGGCCGGACCUGGCGCAGCGGUACCGCCGCGCACGCUGGUUCGGGGCUCUAGUGUAG
Messenger RNA from Eremothecium gossypii ATCC 10895, 675 nucleotides. It is a transcript of the gene ALG14, whose product is annotated as N-acetylglucosaminyldiphosphodolichol N-acetylglucosaminyltransferase anchoring subunit ALG14. The transcript has a single exon. The record is from RefSeq and is marked provisional. Gene Ontology annotation, cellular component: UDP-N-acetylglucosamine transferase complex. Lineage: Eukaryota; Fungi; Ascomycota; Saccharomycetes; Saccharomycetales; Saccharomycetaceae. Bases 1 to 675 code for a protein of 224 amino acids. Gene Ontology annotation, biological process: dolichol-linked oligosaccharide biosynthetic process.